Molecule: messenger RNA, 642 nt
Organism: Dipodomys ordii (Ord's kangaroo rat)
Lineage: Eukaryota; Metazoa; Chordata; Mammalia; Rodentia; Heteromyidae
Product: forkhead box protein D4-like
Exons: 3
Coding region: 19-642 (207 amino acids)
Biological process (GO): cell differentiation; anatomical structure morphogenesis; regulation of transcription by RNA polymerase II
Molecular function (GO): RNA polymerase II cis-regulatory region sequence-specific DNA binding; DNA-binding transcription factor activity, RNA polymerase II-specific
Source: RefSeq, a predicted model, not a curated record
UACAUCGCGCUCAUCACCAUGGCCAUCCUGCAGAGCCCGCAGCAGCGCCUGACGCUCCGCGGCAUCUGCGCCUUCAUCCGCGGCCGCUUCCCCUACUACCGCCGCAGGUUCCCCGCCUGGCAGAACAGCAUCCGCCACAACCUCUCCCUCAACGACUGCUUCGUCAAGAUCCCCCGCGAGCCCGGCCACCCGGGCAAGGGCCACUACUGGAGCCUGGACCCGGCCUCCCAGGACAUGUUCGCCAACGGCAGCUUCCUCCGGCGCCGGAAACGCUUCAAGCGCCCCCCUCCGGCCCUUCCCUUCCCGCCGCCCGCCGCCGCCCUGCCCGGCCUCCUCCCCCCGGGCCUGAGCUUCUCGCUCUCCAUGCUGCUCGGAAAAUUUAGUGGCACCAUGUUUCUCUUGGCACACCUUUGCAAUUCUAUGUCUAGCCCUGCUCUUCUGGGCAAGCCAUUCACCUGGCUGAUCGCUCACAGCUCCUUAAUGAACUGCAGGGAGUCCGGGAUCUGGAGGGCAGGUGGACAGAUCAACCACGGGCAGAAGAGAUGUGUGCAGAUACAGUUGGGGGCGGAGGGGCCCAAGUUGCUGAGCAGGGUGAAGCGUGACAACACGACGUCGUGCAUAUUGAAGGUGUUCCGUGAGUAA